Messenger RNA from Amorphotheca resinae ATCC 22711, 1052 nucleotides. RefSeq lists its product as hypothetical. The transcript has 4 exons. Lineage: Eukaryota; Fungi; Ascomycota; Leotiomycetes; Helotiales; Amorphothecaceae. The record is from RefSeq and is a predicted model, not a curated record. The coding region runs from base 177 to 902 and encodes 241 amino acids.
UCCCCCACCAACACAUGUCUCCCUCAGCCGCGGAAUAACGUCACUUCAUUCCUUGAUUCGUGUGGAAUCUAACCUCGACCCUGUUCCUGGAACAUCUCUCUCUCAUUCUACAUUCAAUCCACCCAUCUACAAUCCUUCAAGUCUUUUGUAUCUUCUCCAAGAAUCGCCAAUUCACAAUGCCAAUCCGGAAUCUAUUCUCAAAACGGCCAGACGUUCAUACUGGUUUAACGCCAGCAGAAGAGAAUGUUAGGCCCUUGGAUCAGAAUGGCACACACCCUACAUUUGAGAAAGUUGAUACAAUGGGGUCAAAGUCCUCUGCAAUGAGCAUUAGAAGCAGGCGCAGCGAGGAACCUGUUGAAUACAAAAUGAGUGUUGUCAAUGACAGUGGAGUGUAUCUACCGCCCUCACCAAUAGAAAAGAAGGGUCUUUGGCCUCGACGAUCGAACGUUUCCAGAACUUCGAAUAGUACCCGUAAUAGCGAGGAUAUCGAGCCCUUUUCAAUCUCGCGCGAAUCAUUCGAUUCAUAUCGGAGGUCAUUUGAUAUUUCGGCCAGGUCUCCUAUAGUCCAGCCAGAGAAUAUGCGGCAGAGUCUUGAUUCUGCAAGAUUGCCCAGGGUACCUCGGUCAGCAGUUCGUGAGCGACGGUUUGAGAAGCAGCCACCCACAACAGAGGAAGCAUUCGAAGACGUUGGGCUGAAUGAUGAGCAGACCAAGCAGGUGAAGAAGAAGGGGUUCUUCUCAAGACUCGCAGAUGGCCCAGAAACCAGCACCCAAGCUUCUACAGGCUCCAGAUUUCACAUUGGGGGAAGAAAGAGAGGGCAAAGUGGUGUGGGAGAGGAGCUGGGAAGUAUCCAACCCCCUGGGACUGCGGGUAUAGCGAAGGAGGUUGAGGAGGUCCAUUGAGAUGCUGGCUUUCCAUAUCUGUAUUUUACUAUACAUGAGGGCCAACAUAUCUGGAUUUGAGGGCGUUCAGGCACUUGGUUUAUGGUACCUCGGCCCUAUCACAAUCGUUGAAGGUGGAGGGCAUCGUUAGCCCUGGUCAACGCAUCGGAU